Molecule: messenger RNA, 1901 nt
Organism: Paramormyrops kingsleyae
Lineage: Eukaryota; Metazoa; Chordata; Actinopteri; Osteoglossiformes; Mormyridae
Source: RefSeq, a predicted model, not a curated record
GAGAAGGUGUGACGUUGGAACGAAGCUCUGGUAGCCAACAUGCUCCCCGAGCACGUGGCCAGGCACUUCCUGGGAUCAAAGAAGAGGGAUGAGGAGCUAUACAGCCAAUCAUAUGAUGAGAUUGGAGUGAUGUUUGCCUCUAUCCCAAACUUCUCUGACUUCUACACGGAGGAGAGCAUCAACAACGGGGGCAUUGAGUGUCUGAGGUUCCUCAAUGAGAUCAUAUCUGACUUUGACAGCCUGUUGGACAAUCCUCAGUUCCGCUGCAUCACCAAGAUUAAAACCAUCGGAAGCACUUAUAUGGCAGCAUCAGGUGUCACACCAGAUGUCAACACCAAUGGCUACACCUACAUGAAGAAGGAGGAGCAGUCAGACCGAGAGCGCUGGCAGCACCUAGCAGACCUGGCUGACUUUGCUCUGGCCAUGAAGGUCACCCUCAUGAACAUUAAUUACCAGUCCUUCAACAACUUCAUGCUACGAAUCGGACUCAACAAGGGCGGUGUUUUGGCGGGAGUCAUCGGGGCACGAAAGCCUCACUAUGACAUCUGGGGCAACACGGUCAAUGUGGCCAGUCGUAUGGAAUCCACCGGAGUAAUGGGAAACAUCCAGGUGGUGGAGGACUGUUAUAUCAUCUUGAAGGAGUAUGGAUUCCGGUUUGUGCGCCGAGGGCCCAUCUAUGUGAAAGGGAAAGGAGAGCUCCUGACCUUCUUCCUGAAGGGCAGAGAUAAACAAGGUUCUUUCAUCAACAGCUCCUCUGUUACCCUCCCUCACCAAGUGGUAGACAGCUCCUGACACAUAUACCGUCUCUGUUUUACAGACAGACAGACAGACAGACAGGCAGACAAACAUACACACUCUCACUGGUGUCCACAUACGUUUUGGCAUAUGGUCACAAGCACACAGAUACUGCUACAUAAAAGGUUAAACUCUCAUAAUCAUUUAAACAUCUUAAUACUGAAGAUUAUGGUAGAUGAAUAUUUAGUUAUAUAAUUCUUAAAAGAUACUUCCACAUGACAGAAAAGAAAGCAUUAUUUUAGUGUUCUCUAUAUUUCCUAUACCCUGAGAAGAGAUGAUGAAGUCUGACAAAUUUGUCUCUGACCCCUUUCCUGUGCCCGUUUCUGAGUACACCGGUAAGGACUUGUGCGUGGAUGUGUGGGGUGGUGAUGGUGAGUGUGUGUGUGUGUGUGUGUGUGUGUUGGACAUCUCAGCACGUGAAGGCUGCAUUCUGACGCAGACAGUACUCUUUUUUGCGCUGUGUCUUUCCUGCCAGACUGGAUGAAAGUGCAAUAGUCUUCUUCCACUGCCCUGUCCCCCCCCCCAGCUUCUUUUGUAAACUAUAAAAGCACACAUAUUUUUAUACUCUGGUUGCAACACACAUUUUGUGGAAAAAUAAAGGAGGUAUGAAAGACCGAUACAUUGAGGAUACGUAGAUAUAUAUAGUUUUUAUGUAAAAUUCAUUUAGCAGAUUUCAGGGAUGGCCGAGAAAUCAUGACUGUAGAUAAGAUAAAAGAAAAAGUUUAUCUUGAAUCACCACAGGAAAAUAGGAAUGUGGUUUGAUCUCCAGAUGGUGGAGUUACUGACUGGGAUUCUGUAAAGAGGGCUUGGACCAUGAGACCAAAUUCCUGAGGGCCCAAAGAGAUGUUACAUGUAAUGUUGCCCUAAAUACUUCAAGCACAUUUUUAUUUUAUUGUUCUUUGCCUUCAUUUCUUAGCUUUUAUAGUAAUUAGUUUGAUCCCUCAGUACAGAAUCCCCAGAGUGAAAUUGGGAAGGAUAUGUAUGAAUAGGACAUCCGACAGACUUAUGUUUUUUGAAACUCUUAAACUCAGGUGUGAGAACUGUGAAUGGCUCUUGAAUUAUUUGUAAUUUAAAUGUAUUGAUUAAAAAUCUCAAUGUAAUGUUUA